CGAAGCGAAGGAGAGUGAGCGGAGAAGAAAAGGGGCAAAACCUUUAGCGGCAGAAAACAGUAACGCUGACUUCUGAAGUGUUUAAUAACGCGAGUCUCUCUCAUCUAAUGUAAUAUAUACUGCUAGCGUCAUUGCAGGUGUCUGCAUCAGUCAGUAUGCCGUUAUCAACUCAGUCCCAACCGGGGAAUGAUGAGUACAUCCUGGUAGCUAGCUUGGAUAAUGUGAGGAACCUUUCCAACAUCCUGAAGGCAAUAUCCUUCAGAGACCAUGCAAUAUUCAAUGCAACGCAGAAUGGGUUAAAAGUUACUGUAGAAGAUUCCAAAUGUCUUCAAGCAAAUGCAUUUAUUCAGGCUGACAUAUUUCAAGAAUUCACUCUCAAAGAGGAUGUAGUUGGUUUUCAGGUUAACCUAACUGUGCUUUUGGAUUGUCUCACCAUCUUUGGGGGUAGCACAGUGCCAGGAGUGAACACAGCCCUGAGAAUGUGCUACAAUGGCUAUGGCUACCCCCUUACCCUCUUCCUGGAGGAAGGAGGAGUGGUUACUGUUUGCAAGAUUAACACCCAGGAACCAGAGGAGCCUAUUGACUUUGAUUUUUGCAGCACCAAUGUCACCAACAAGGUGAUACUGCAGUCAGACAGUCUGAAAGAGGCCUUUUCAGAACUCGACAUGACCAGUGAGGUCCUGCAGUUAACAAUGUCACCGAGUCAUCCCUUUUUCAGAUUGUCCACAUUUGGUAAUUCUGGAAAUGCCCAUUAUGACUACCCCAAAGACUCUGACAUGAUGGAGCUGUUCCAGUGUACAAAGACACAGACCAACAGGUACAAGAUGUCUCUAUUAAAACCCUCCACCAAGGCCUUGGCGCUGUCCUGUAAGGUGUCGGUGAGAACAGACAGUCGAGGUUUCCUCUCUUUACAGUACCUUGUACGGAAUGAUGACGGACAGAUUUGUUUUGUUGAAUAUUACUGUUGCCCAGACGAAGAGGUUGAUGAUAAUGAAUAGGUCAAUAUGAGGCACAUUUUGUGGUCCCUGUUAAAUCGUAUUCACCCUGCACAUGUGGGGCUGUGUUGUUAGAUUUGUGAGUUGAUUUGUUCAUGGUAUUUGUUAUAUGCAGGACAAAAUUUAUGCAAGCUGUAUUGUUGCUGAAUGAUAUGCUUCUGAACCUUAAAUCCAUUAUAUCAGUUUCUUUAGCUCCCCUAACAUAAGGAUAAUCCUAUAUGGCUGUUCUUUACUGUGUAAUAUACUAUUAAAAUAGUUUGAAGUAUUUUUGUUAUUACUUAAGAUUUAAUGCAAAUGAUAUAAAAAACAUUUAGAUGUUCUCAUGAUGUUCUGCCUGUUGAUUGAGUACGAGUAUUUGGUUCUACAUUCAAUGCCCAAAGUCUGAAAAUCAGUGUGUAACAUUAAGACUUUUCACUACCGAAACACACAUUUUCUGCAAAAUUUAUGUUUUAAUUAAAAGAUAUUGUGAUUUUUGUGUGUACAGCCAUUUAAAACUGUUUGAUUAUUAUGUACUGGCUAGCGUUUUGUUCAAAAUUUGUUGUUUAGCGUUCUGUUCAAAAUUAUCUAGAAUUGAUGCUGCCAAAACUACAGAAACGUUUGGUAAAGUUUCCGUAUUUCCGUGAUUGUUUUGUCAGUAACAAAAUGAAAUGUUUAGUAUUUUUUAAAUAAAAUAAAUGUAAAUAAGGCAUAAGGUUAUUCAAAGCAAAAGGAUAUUAGUCUAAAGCCCAGACCAGUUGAAAGUCAAAAAUGGGUUUGGAACACUUAAAACAGUGUUUUAGGGAGAAUGAUCUUUAUAGAGAAUGAACACAGUGAGCCUCAUUCAAUUCCAGUAUCUUCCAAAGUUUUUCUUAAGCUUGUUCUUGAGAGUUUCUGGGAACCCUCAAGGCUUUCAGCCUGACUGGGAGUGACUCUUGCUGACAUCAUUAUGAGAGACACUAUCUUUAUUGUCCCACCAAUGACAGUGUUCAGUUUUGUUUCUGAGCCCAUGUAAGUCUGGAUUAUAGCAGUUUUGAUUUGUAAUAAUGAAUCAGCAAUGUUGUAUGUAAUUUGUCUCUUUUACCUAUAAUUUGCAUAAAAGUAUGAGUUUGACCAAGUCUCUGUUAGAUAGGGAAGACACCUGUGGGUGCUCU
This is a messenger RNA of Colossoma macropomum (tambaqui), 2125 nucleotides long. RefSeq names its product RAD1 homolog (S. pombe) (gene rad1). Gene Ontology annotation, cellular component: nucleus; checkpoint clamp complex. The transcript has 6 exons. NCBI's taxonomy places the organism in Eukaryota, Metazoa, Chordata, Actinopteri, Characiformes, Serrasalmidae. Gene Ontology annotation, molecular function: 3'-5' exonuclease activity. Gene Ontology annotation, biological process: DNA repair; DNA damage checkpoint signaling. The record is from RefSeq and is a predicted model, not a curated record. The coding region runs from base 156 to 998 and encodes 280 amino acids.